AUUCACUACUAGUGGAUUAAUAAUUUAUCAAUAACUUCCUUUUAUAAUAUGUUCAAAGAAGCUCAAAAUUUAAUAGAAGCUCCAUCAAGAAAAAUUCGAAUAACUUUAGUUAGUAAAGAUGUAAAAAAAAUAGAAAAAGCUUGUAAGGAACUAAUAGAACGCGCAAAAUCCAAGGGUGUUUUUACACGUGGGCCAUGUAGAAUUCCUACAAAAAGACUGAGAAUUACAACGCGUAAAACACCAUGUGGUGAGGGAUCUAAAACAUGGGAUAGAUUUCAAUUAAGAAUAUAUAAAAGAGUUAUCGAUUUAUACAGUCCAGCUGAAAUAGUUAAUCAAAUAACAUCUGUUCAAAUUGAUCCUGGAGUUGAUAUAUCGGCAACUUUAGAAGAUAAUGCUUAAAAUGUGUUAUAUAUUUUUUAUCUUGAUAUUUAUAUUCUUUAUUAUAUAUCAAUAAAUAUUUUAAUAUAUUUUC
This is a messenger RNA of Gordionus sp. m RMFG-2023, 472 nucleotides long. RefSeq lists its product as uncharacterized. The record is from RefSeq and is a predicted model, not a curated record. Gene Ontology annotation, biological process: translation. Gene Ontology annotation, cellular component: ribosome; cytosolic small ribosomal subunit. The transcript is spliced from 3 exons. Gene Ontology annotation, molecular function: structural constituent of ribosome. The coding region runs from base 49 to 399 and encodes 116 amino acids. Lineage: Eukaryota; Metazoa; Nematomorpha; Gordioida; Chordodea; Parachordodidae.